AUGGCAUUUUCAGACAAUCUGGAAAAACUCAUGGAACGUUUUUGGACCUGCGAGGAAGUGGGAUUUUCCAACAACUACUCUCCAGAGGAAGCACGCUGCGAGGAGCAGUAUGCACGCACAGUUCAAAGGGAAGCAGGCGGUCGUUACAUUGUGACACUUCCCAAGGAUGAGGAUAUUCUAUCACAACUCGGGGAAUCUAAGGACAUUGCGUUUAGACGUCUGCAAGGACUGGAACGCAGGCUCUCAAGGGACGAGAACCUAUCGAAACAGUACAAGGCCUGCAUGACGGAAUAUUUGAAACUAGGUCACAUGCGGAAGGUGGAGGAUGAUGCUCUGAACGGGAGUAAGCGGUGCUACUUACCACAUCAUCCAGUUGUGAAGGAGGCCAGCACAACUACAAAGGUGAGGGUUGUCUUCGACGCCUCGUGCAAAACGUCGAGUGGGAUCUCCCUCAACAAUACACUACUGGUCGGGCCAGUCAUCCAGCAAGAUCUCCGUACAAUAGUUCUCCGCAGUCGUACCCGUCAGGUGAUGCUGGUAGCGGAUGCGGAAAAAAUGUAUCAGCAGAUUAAUAUGAACCCAACGGAUAUUCCACUGCAAAGUACUUUAUGGCGGUUCGAGACAGACGAAGAAGUUGAAACGUAUGAGCUUACGACGGUGACGUAUGGAACGAAACCGGCACCCUUUUUGGCAACUCGUACGAUCAAGCAACUAGCUGUAGACGAGCGGGAAAGGUACCCCCUUGCAGUACAGGCUGUAGAUGAGGAUAUCUACAUGGAUGAUGUUAUCUCAGAUGCCUCGGAGAAGGCGUACGGUACCUGUUUGUACAUUCGAAGUGUGGACGAGCAAGGCAAGUUGUCGGUUCAACUAUUCACGGCCAAAUCUAAGGUGGCUCCCUUGAAGGUACAAUCGUUACCACGACUGGAGCUGUGUGGUGCUUUACUAGCAGCACAGCUAUUCGAAAAAGCAUCGGAAGCAAUCAAGGGUCCAUGUCACACAUUCUUCUGGACAGACUCAACAUGCGUACUGCGAUGGAUCAGUGCGACUCCGAACGCAUGGACCACAUUUGUGGCGAAUCGAGUCGCAAAAAUACAACGAAUCACGGAAAAUCAUACAUGGCGACACGUACCAGGUAUCAGCAACCCAGCGGAUCUAAUAUCGCGAGGGGUUCAACCAAAAAUAAUCCAGGAAUGCAGUUUGUGGUGGGAGGGCCCUAAUUGGCUUAAGGACGAGCAGACGGGAUGGCCACAUCAACAAGAUGUUCAUCUGGAGGAUGUUCCUGAAAAACGAUGUAGCACUGUAGUCAACAUAGGCACGGUAGAACCACCGUUCAGCGUUUCGUUCAUCUCUAAAUUCUCUUCGUACACCAAGAUGCUCCGGAAUCGGAAGGCCAUGGGUUCUUAA
Ochlerotatus camptorhynchus is the source of this 1404-nucleotide messenger RNA. RefSeq lists its product as uncharacterized. Bases 1 to 1404 code for a protein of 467 amino acids. The transcript is spliced from 3 exons. The record is from RefSeq and is a predicted model, not a curated record. NCBI's taxonomy places the organism in Eukaryota, Metazoa, Arthropoda, Insecta, Diptera, Culicidae.